UGCUUGCUUUGAUUUUUUUUUUCCCAUUUGUUCUCUUGUUGUUGUUGUUGUUGUUCUUCUUCUUCUUCUCUAUAUAAUCUACGAUGGAGCGAGUGCCGGAGGCUUUGGAUCGCUUCCGUUCAAUCCAAUUCGUGUCUCUUCAUGGGACGUAGCAGCGCUAGGGCUUGGUCUUCGAAUUCUAGAUCUCCUCGGAAGAUGAAAGCAAGGAGAUUAUUUGGUUUUUCUCUAUCACUUAUUCUGAUUAAUAUGGCGGCUAUAAUGGAGCGUGCUGAUGAAAACCUUCUGCCAUCUGUUUAUAAGGAAGUUAGUGAAACCUUCAAUGCUGGUCCUACUGAUCUUGGGUACCUUACCUUCAUAAGGAAUUUCGUACAGGCAUUGUCAUCACCAUUGGCAGGUAUUCUUGUGCUGCAUUAUGAUCGCCCCAGUGUCCUUGCAAUGGGUACUACAUUCUGGGCCUUUUCAACAGCUGCUGUAGGAGCAAGUCAACAUUUUCGGCAAGUUGCGUGUUGGAGAGCUUUAAAUGGCUUUGGGCUUGCCAUUGUGAUCCCAGCACUGCAAUCAUUCAUUGCUGAUAGUUAUAAGGACAGUGUGAGGGGUACCGGAUUUGGAUUGCUGAGCCUUGUGGGUUCUGUUGGGGGGAUAGGAGGAGGUGUUCUUGCAACUAUCAUGGCAGGGCAAGAAUAUUGGGGCAUUCCUGGAUGGCGUUGUGCGUUCAUCAUGAUGGCAGUGUUGAGUUUGCUGAUUGGGGUCUUAGUUUACUCAUUUGUUGAUGAUCCUGGAAGAUCAAAGCGCAUCACUUCUGUCACUGAUGGCGACUCUGAGAGGGCUAACUUGGUUGGAAAAGGAAACACAGUCUCACCUUCCAUUUGGAGGGAUUCCUGGACAGCAAUGAGAUCUGUAAUAAAAGUACAAACAUUCCAAGUAAUCGUCUUGCAGGGAAUUGUUGGAUCUCUUCCUUGGACUGCCAUGGUGUUCUUCACUAUGUGGUUUGAACUUAUAGGUUUUGAUAACAACAGUUCUGCUGCCUUGAUCAGCCUUUUUGCAAUUGGAUGUGCUACUGGUUCUUUUCUUGGGGGACUGAUAGCAGAUCGUAUUUCUCAAUUCUACCCGGACACAGGCCGUGUCAUGUGUGCACAAUUCAGUGCCUUCAUGGGCAUUCCAUUCUCAUGGUUCCUACUCACCGUCAUCCCUCAAACGAUUAAUAGCUGGUUCAUCUUCGCCACAACUCUUUUCUUCAUGGGCCUCACCAUAAGUUGGUGUGCUACUUGUGCUAACAAUCCAAUGUUUGCUGAAGUUGUCCCCUUGAAACACCGAACGAUGAUUUACGCCUUUGAUCGUGCAUUUGAAGGUUCAUUCUCAUCUUUUGCAGCCCCGGCUGUGGGAAUACUCACCGAGAAGAUUUAUGGUUAUGAUUCGAAGUCUGUGAGUUUGGUUUCUGGAUCAGUUAAUCAGGCUUUUGCACUAUCUAGAGGUCUUUUAUCGAUGAUGGUUGUUCCUUUUGGUUUGUGCUGCUUGUUUUACAGUCCUUUAUAUCUUAUAUUCAAGAGAGACCGAAACAAUGCCAGGACUGCUACUUUAAAAGAGCAGGAAAUAACAUGAUAGGGCUGUUAGCAUGAGUUAUCAAACUAACAUUGUUUAGCAAUUCUCAUUGUAAUAAAACAAUUCUGAUUUUUUUGUUCCUUUUUUUUAGUGGUUGUAUAUUCUUCUGGAGAAAUUAAUAGGACAUUGUUCACGUA
Molecule: messenger RNA, 1736 nt
Organism: Dioscorea cayenensis subsp. rotundata (Guinea yam)
Lineage: Eukaryota; Viridiplantae; Streptophyta; Magnoliopsida; Dioscoreales; Dioscoreaceae
Exons: 4
Coding region: 142-1599 (485 amino acids)
Biological process (GO): transmembrane transport
Cellular component (GO): membrane
Molecular function (GO): transmembrane transporter activity
Source: RefSeq, a predicted model, not a curated record